AUGAAAAUUAAGUUCUCUGACAAUGUUCUAUACAAGCCGAUAGAAAAACACAAGAAAAAUCCAACAAUUUCUACACUUAGGCUUGGAAAUUUGUAUGAAAAGAAAAUGACAAUGGAGUACAGAACUGUUAAUACCUCGUUACAAAUGCAGUUAUCUUCGGAUUACAUAGAAAGAUACUUAGGAAAGCUUGAUAUGAUACAAGAAAGUAAGCUUCUUCAAUUACGACAAAGCAUAAAGGAAUUAAGAGGCAGUUCAAUACCUGGAGAUGCUACUCUUUUAAGAUUUUUAAGAGCUACCGAAUUCUCAGUCGAGAAAGCAAAAGAAAUGCUUACACAAACACUACAUUGGAGAAAGAAGCAUCAAAUUGAUAAAUUACUUGAAGAAUAUGAGAUACCACAAGUAGUGAAAGAUUAUUUUCCUGGUGGCUGGCAUCAUUUUGAUAAAGGUAUUGCAUAUUUGUGAAGAAGGAUUGGUUUUAAUGGAAGAAGCAACUGCUGUUUCUGGUCAUCCAGUUUCACAAUGGUGUCUAUUAAUAGAUCUUGAAGGUUUAAAUAUGCGCCACUUGUGGAGACCUGGUAUAAAGGCUCUGUUACGUAUCAUCGAAAUCGUUGAAAUAAACUAUCCAGAAACCAUGGGAAGAGUUUUAAUUAUGCGAGCGCCCAGAUGUUUCCCUAUUUUAUGGACAUUGAUAAGCACGUUUAUAAAUGAAAAUACAAGAAAAAAAUUCAUCUUUUACUGUGGUACCAAUUAUCAAGAACAAGGUCCAGGCAGCCUAAGUGAUUAUAUAGAUUCUGAAUUUAUUCCAGAAUUUCUCGGAGGAUUGUCUGAGGCCUACAUCACUGAAGGAGGAAUUGUACCGAAACAUCUAUAUAAAAUGGAAUUGGAACCUACAUCAGCUCAAGAAGAGCAUAAUCUGUAUCAUUCUAUUAGCUUAAGCCGUGGACAAAUUCAUCGUGUAAUAAUUCGUUGUAAUGACCCAGGAGCAGUUUUAACAUGGGAUUUUGAUGUAAUGCGUCAUAAUAUCAUAUUUACCGUACUUUAUCAAGCUUAUGAUGAUGCCAAAAACCUUUCUUUAGAGUCUGUUACGGAUGAAGAUACAGAAUUAUUAGAGAUGAAAGAAAUUAAAGGACAUUUUAUUAAAGUCGAACCAAGCGUUGUUUGUCAUGAUGGUGAAAGUAUUCAAGGUUCUCAUGUAAUGCAAGAUGCGGGUAUAUAUAUAUUACAAUGGAACAAUCAAGAUGAUCCAGGAGAAUUUCUUCCAUCUAUUAGUGGUCAUAAAGCUCAGCUUAUGUAUUUUUACGAAACAUUAUCUUCAAUUCAUUACAGGUAUAAAUAAGUAAUAAUAAUAAUAAAUUAACAGUAAUUUAUAUUGUAUAUAAAUAUUUAAUUAUAAUUGUGUGACCUAAUUUUUAGGGGAUCUAUGAUGAGUUUGCAAUCUGCUAUAAGUACAAAAUCAGAAGCAACUUCAUUUUUGUCCAGAUGA
Heterotrigona itama is the source of this 1483-nucleotide messenger RNA. The record is from the annotation of a GenBank genome assembly. Lineage: Eukaryota; Metazoa; Arthropoda; Insecta; Hymenoptera; Apidae.